This is a messenger RNA of Diachasma alloeum, 1234 nucleotides long. RefSeq lists its product as uncharacterized. The transcript has 6 exons. NCBI's taxonomy places the organism in Eukaryota, Metazoa, Arthropoda, Insecta, Hymenoptera, Braconidae. Bases 79 to 1152 code for a protein of 357 amino acids. The record is from RefSeq and is a predicted model, not a curated record.
GUUCGAUGAACAACCGUGGGGUGACCCAACCUAACCUGAGUUAGAUGGGAUUUCUUUGCCAUUGGGAACAUUGGGAAUAUGAAUAGGUCGAUGGUUUAUGACACUUCGAGGGUGACUAAUUUGUCAAAAACCCCGGGGAUGCAGAGGAUUCGAGAGUACUUCAGCUUGGGACCUCUUGGGUCUGAGGAGGUGAUGGAUGCCGGGGAUUUUGCAGAGUCUGUUGAGGUACUUGUCAAACAAACCUGGAAUAUCUGGGGUGUCUCCUCACUAUACGGUCUCCAACAAGAAAGUCAAGUUCACCUAAAACUUUACGGAAAAAAAAUGAGAGAAGAAGUUGCUGCUAUUCUGCCCCACGAGGAUGUUACUUACGAGGCUCAAUUUUCCAUUAUCGAGGGGAUGGAUAAGAGACCAAGUGCAUCUGAUCCCGUACCCAUCAAGAUUACUGUUCAUGCAACUCCAAUGGAAAGAGGUAUUCACGAUGAGCAGACAAGAAAGCCCGAGAGAAACGACAAAUGUAUUUAUAUUGGCAUUAUGCUGUCAUGGAGAACAGCUGUCAAUGAACUGGAAUACGAGAAAUCAGUGAGAUUACCUUUGCUGUUGUGCAGAGGGACCAAAAGUGCCAUGAAAGCAGUGCAUAUGACCCUGGCUAAUAUGUUCGACUGUCAUGUAGUUGCUCUACCUGCUACGGAGGAUGAUCUCAAGUGGCUAGUGCCUGUCCUUCUCCAACCAAGUCACAAAGAUGAUCCUCCACAAAAAGGGGAGGCCAGGUUGGAGUACAGAGUACCUGGUUUACCAGUUACUGAUAGUAUUACCAUCAAGUUCGAGGUGGCCGAGUUGAUUAAAAUGUGGAGUGUAAUUUCUAGAGACGAUGCCAAUGACUCCAAUGAAGAGACAAGCUUUCGUGCUCAACAUAUCGAGAAAUUUUAUCAAGUUUUGAAUAAGCAAAUGAUACAUUCAGCUGGACUACAGUUAGGCCUCUGUAAAUUGCAUAAAAUUAGUUUGCCUUCAUUCACUAUUAUGGAUAAUAAGAUGAAAGCCUCUUCGGCUCAAGUCCUGUCCAAAGUUUUGUUAUUCUUCAAUGAAAAAGCCCUGGCGAUACUCCACCAACUCAACUUUGAUACGACAGUCUCCACUAGUGCUGUAAAUCUAUAGCACGAGACCAUUCUGAGAUGGGCUAUUUUUUUUAUUAUAAAACGAACAUUCAGAUGCACAAUAAAAAUUCAAUCAUUUUGUA